CGUUCAUCCGCAUCAUGUGACAAAAACCCGGAAGCGCAAAUCACUCAAGAUGUCGCAGAACGGAAUUAUGAGCUAUUGAGGUCCCGUGUCUUUCUUCUUUUUUGUCCAUAAUUACAAAUACAGAAUGCAUAAUUACGAUAAGACUGCUGUGGACCCCAUGCCUGCAACCGCGCCUGAUUUCAGAGGGAAUGACGGUUCACUUGUCUCUGUGCUCAAGACGCUGUUGUUCUUCACUCUUCUGAUGAUAACUUUACCAAUCGGACUGUAUUUUGCAUCAAAGUCUUUUCUCUUUGAAGCCUUUUUGGGAUACUCUAGCAAUGACAGCUACUUCUAUGCAGCCAUCGUUGCUGUGCUUGCCGUCCAUGUGGUUCUGGCUCUCUUCGUUUACGUUGCAUGGAAUGAAGGAUCACGCCAAUGCAGAGAGGGAAAACAGGAUUAAGCAAGAUGAUUAAAACUAAAGGGAGAGAUGGAAACACACAACACACUCUGUCUGAUUCAUUCCUGAACUAGAGAAUCAUAAUGGAGUGACUCCAUCUCUCUCUCUCUCUCUCUCUCUGUGUGUGUGUUUAAUUUUCUCUGAAUGUCUCAGCCUAUCAGAGAGAAGAUGCCUGAGUUCUCACAGAAUGGAGGAGGUCAUCUUUGGUCUUGCUAUAGAGGUUGUGUCAGAAGGUGUUAGAUGUUAAUCUGUGUUUUUGUGCAAGGUUAAUUCAGGAUGGCAGAGAAGACACACUGUUCCCAUGAAAGUUCAUUGUUCUUGCAGUGUCAUAUUUGGACCCUUUUCAGUAGGGUCAGAGUUUUAUGUUGACAUUAUGUGUUUUAGAUCAAUGUAGCAAAUAAAUCAACACUCCAUCUCCCCAUUGUUUGUGCCCCUUUUUAGGACCAUAUAAAUAAAAUGACUUAAUCAUCAGAA
Molecule: messenger RNA, 910 nt
Organism: Carassius auratus (goldfish)
Lineage: Eukaryota; Metazoa; Chordata; Actinopteri; Cypriniformes; Cyprinidae
Product: vacuolar ATPase assembly integral membrane protein vma21-like
Exons: 3
Coding region: 125-439 (104 amino acids)
Biological process (GO): vacuolar proton-transporting V-type ATPase complex assembly
Cellular component (GO): endoplasmic reticulum membrane
Source: RefSeq, a predicted model, not a curated record